Messenger RNA from Nothoprocta perdicaria, 621 nucleotides. It is a transcript of the gene TMEM154, whose product is annotated as transmembrane protein 154. The record is from RefSeq and is a predicted model, not a curated record. Bases 1 to 621 code for a protein of 206 amino acids. The transcript has 6 exons. Lineage: Eukaryota; Metazoa; Chordata; Aves; Tinamiformes; Tinamidae.
AUGCAAAGCCCAAACUUCAUCACGGUGCUUUCUGUCCUCUUCCUCGCUGAAGGAUCUGCCGACGAUAGCUUGGAGAAUCAAACUGCUGGUUCAGGAGAUGGAUCACCAAUAUUACCCACCACUACAGUAACACCUUCUCCUGCUCUGCCUGCCACGUAUUCUGCGGCUGUGGAUGACCAUGAACAUGUUGCUACAAGAGCUACUGAGAGCAGCUUUGAAACAGAAAGUCCUGAAUUGAAUACAAUGAGCAAUAAUGACAGCCCAGAAACAGCAGAACAGUCUAUGUUGAUAUAUGUUGUCCCCGCCGUGCUGCUGGUCUUGCUGAUUUUGCUGAUUACGUUUUUUGUAAUACAUCACAAAAGGAAAAAAUCUAAACAAGAUGAGCUGGGAAGCGAAAAUGUAAAAAGUCCUAUUUUUGAAGAAGACACACCCUCUGUUAUGGAGAUAGAAAUGGAAGAGCUUGAUAAAUGGAUGAACAGCAUGAACAAAAAUGCUGAAUGUGAAUGUCUGCCUACUGUAAGAGAAGAAGAAAAAGAAUCAAUUGCCAACCCAAGGACUUUGAUUUCAACUCAAACAAAUGAUUCCACGCUCUUUUAUUUUUACACCAGUCGCUGCCUGUAA